This is a messenger RNA of Balearica regulorum gibbericeps (East African grey crowned-crane), 1647 nucleotides long. The record is from RefSeq and is a predicted model, not a curated record. NCBI's taxonomy places the organism in Eukaryota, Metazoa, Chordata, Aves, Gruiformes, Gruidae.
AAGGUUUGGGUUUUUUUUUCUUCUGAUUUCCACAGAGGAGUAUGGUCUGGAAAUAACCAACAAUGGUCCCAUCACAACGGGAGCUCAAGCUACUGUUCACGCCAGUCUAAACAUAAAGAAUGACAGUGUUGCAUCAAACUUUUAUCACUUCAACUGGAUUUAUGCUCCUCUGAUUCUGAUAGAGAAAUCUGAGCAGCGGUUUAACUCUGUAAUUAAUGUGACCGGUGAAUUUCCUGGGACUUUUCCCAUAUCUGUCUGGGUGACUCAUAGAAACUGUUGGUUAUGUCGGCCAGUUGCUAGAAACAUCACCGUGCUUCAGAUUACAGAAUUUAUCACAGGGACUCUUACCAUUGCCCAGAUAGAAGACAGUAGAUUUAUCACGCGUGGUUCUAGUUCCUCCACGAGCGCCGUGACCCGGAUUUCUUUCUGUCUUCAUGACCCAAGCCAUUACUUCAAGUCAGCAUCAUUUGUCUACAACUGGGAUUUUGGAGAUGGAGUUUAUCAGAUUACCAAGGAACCCUUUGUCUACUAUAACUGCUCUACCAUGGGGAAUCGCACGGUACAUCUGAAAGUCAUAGCUGAAUGGGAGCAAAUUGGAAGCAUCAUACAUGAAAAAGAAACGGUGCAGAAAACUGGUGAUUUUACCACCUCCCUGGAGCUGUUAGAUGCUGUUAAAAGUAUUAAUGUAGUGGGCUCCAGAGAGACUCAUGUGAUGGAAAACUUGAGUUUGUCUCUUCAUAUCAACGGCACCCCGCCGCUAGCAUUAUGCUGGCUUAUAAAGUCCGAGUGCAUUCCACUGGAAGGUGAAAAAUGCCAUCUGGUGGUGAUUAAUGGCUCCUGCUACAAUCUCAGCCAUACCUUCAGCGACGCUGGACAGUAUUGCCUCAGCGUCAGAGUGGAGAACGGCGUGACGAUGCUGCAGACGUACCAUGAAAUAAAAGUGUGGCCAACAGGCAUCCACCCGGCUUUCUUCGUCCUGCUCUGCAUCGCUCUGGCUUCAGUGAUGCUAGGACUGGUGCUGUACACAACCUUUCGAAGUAACACACAACAAAAAGAUCUUGUGGAGGUAGCUGACUUCGACUUUUCUCCACUGUCUGAUAAAAACCUGUCUUCUCAUUCAGAGUCAGGCUGUGGCCAAAUAUGUUGCAGAUCAUGUUUUCCUCAUUCAUCUCAAGAAGCUGCCAGGGAGAGUCAUGAACUUCUACAUUCUUUUUACAAGCCAGUCAAAACGUACACAGUGUGAAGAACACAAGUGCACUUUGGUUACACUAACUGCUGAGUUUAACUUUCUCACUUACGACGAGUUAAAAGCCCAGUGCUGCAUGGAUGGUUUGGUUUUGCCAAUGCAAUGAAGUUAACCACUUUAAGUCCAGCACUCGAGUGUUUCACUCUCUGAACUAAAAAAAAGCAAACCCUGAAACACAGUAAAAGUAGCUUUGUAUUUUUAAAUUAUACGGGUGUAUACAUUUACAGCUGUAAAUACAGCAUUUUAUUCUUAUGAAAGAUUGUUUUAUGUGCAGGUUUGCUACACUCACUACCUCUUGUAAUUCCUCUGUUCCUUCUGCUGUCUGUUUCAAAGAAGAGAAUGCUUAAGACAAACAUACCUCUCUCUCCUAUGUUACAACAAUAUUACUGGAAAUGGAAGUC